Rhododendron vialii is the source of this 1347-nucleotide messenger RNA. RefSeq lists its product as uncharacterized. The transcript is spliced from 9 exons. Gene Ontology annotation, biological process: chromosome segregation. Bases 84 to 1019 code for a protein of 311 amino acids. NCBI's taxonomy places the organism in Eukaryota, Viridiplantae, Streptophyta, Magnoliopsida, Ericales, Ericaceae. Gene Ontology annotation, cellular component: outer kinetochore. The record is from RefSeq and is a predicted model, not a curated record.
UCAGGCCAGAGCAGAGCUUUCACUGAUUCGCACGCACAGAUUUUGAAUUCCACAGAGAGAGAGAGAGAGAGAGAGAGAGAGAGAUGGAUGAUGCAAUUGGAGUGUUAUGCAAAACACUAGCCUCGUUCUGCAACCACCUCCAAAGCAGCUGCGACGCUCUCAAGCAAUCCGUCGAACGCCGUCCCAUCCCUCUCGAUUCUGCUUCGACGACAUUCGUGCAGUGCCUGAACCGCCGAGUGUGUACCACCAGCAGCGACCUAAACUUGCUCGAGUCCAUGUCGUUCGGCACAGUAUCGUUUGAGGAGCUGUUGGGUUACUGUAAUGAGGUCUAUAAGAAGAACCAGAGUGAUCUUUCUGAGCUCGAAGACCACCUCAGGGCCUUCGGCUAUGCCCCCGAACCUGAGAUUGAUGAAAAAGAUGAGACCUCUGAUGAUUCAUGUGUGCCUCUUGGGUUAGAUUGGAAGAUGGUUGAUGCCGAUCCAUUACUGGAGGAUUCAAUGAGCCUACAGGAUCUUGGUCUCUCAGAUGUCUGUCUGGCAACUAUAGCAUCUCAAGCUCAUAGUAAGACUGAUAGCCCUGAUAUAUCUCCAGAGCUAACAAACCUUACUGACGAAAAACAAUAUGGGAUGAGGGGACAGUAUGGACCUGCUUCAAAGUUCUUGGAAGUGAUUGAAGGUAUAAUAUUGUCAGGUUUUGAUUGUUCAGGUGAGGUGGAGGAUGACCUGGAAUUAGUUGGAGUGUCCCCAUCGGUCAUAAAGAUAUCGAAGAAUGAUUAUGAAAGUCUUCCUUCAUAUAUGAAAACUCUAGCAUCAUGGGAGGAUCUGCUUGCAGCUGUCGAGAAGAUGAACUCAAGCCUUAGUCAAAGGCAAAUAGCAAAGGGACGCAACUUCAUCCACCAAGACGAACUUGCAUCAUUAGGAUUGGGGCCCAAAGUGAGGUCUUAUCUGCUAAUGCUCGUCCGCCUGAAUUGCUUAGUUGUUGAGACUAUUGACGGGCUGGUUUCAUACCGCGUACUGUAGACGAGACGCAAAAGCCGACUGGAUAGUCAAUUCAGUGAUAUACAAAACAAUUAGAAUAGUUUCCAUUGUUUGUGUCUGACAGGUGAAGCUUGCAUAACAAUGUUACAUGCAGAAUAGGUACCAGGUUUUAUUCUUUCGCAAACAGUUAGGUGUACCAUAGAUAUAGGAGAAAAUCUUAUUUACAGAGUUUUCUUGUUUGCGGAGCCUCCAUGUAUAAGAUUUAUGGAGCUCAAUCUCGGCCGUCCAUAAGUAUUUUGGAUGAUUCGGAUUAAAAACAAUUUGUUAGCGGUAAUAGAUACCCCAUAUAUUACCAGUCAAAGUUUAAAAA